Molecule: messenger RNA, 1206 nt
Organism: Fusarium tjaetaba
Lineage: Eukaryota; Fungi; Ascomycota; Sordariomycetes; Hypocreales; Nectriaceae
Product: fad binding domain protein
Exons: 4
Coding region: 1-1206 (401 amino acids)
Molecular function (GO): oxidoreductase activity; FAD binding
Source: RefSeq, a predicted model, not a curated record
AUGCAUAAUAUUCCCUUCCUUGCUACAGGAGCUCGUCAUGGAUAUACAACUACCCUCGGAGAUUUACAAAAUGGGCUCGCAAUUGAUCUCUGUCAUUUUAAAGAAUUCGAACUUGACGCGGAUGCAAAACCUUUGACUGUUGGUCCUGGUGUUACCGUUGGCGAGAUAUUUGAUCCGUUAUUUAACGCUGGAUUUGACAUUCAGACUGGCAGCGCCCCUUGUCCCAGCUUCAUCGGCGUCACACUUGGCGGCGGCGUUGGCCAGUUCCAAGGCGUGUACGGCCUACUCGCCGAUGCGCUCAUCUCCGUUCGUCUCAUCACCGCCAACGGUGAAGUCCUAGAAGUUUCAAGAACCAGCUACCCCGAUUUGUUCUGGGCGAUUCGCGGUGCAGGUGCAAACUUCGGCGUUGUCACGUCUGCCACUUACAGUGUCCACCCACUGACAAACAACGGCGACAUGUUUAUUGCGGAAUUCAUCGUUCCGCCUCAAAGGUGGCCCGAGUACUUCCGCAUAAUGGAAUCCAUGUCACCCUUACCCGCUGAGCUAUCCUUGCUGCUACUCAACAGCUUCAAUACAACCACAAACCAGACCCAAUUGUUUGCACACUGGGCUUACAAGGGCCCUGAAGCUGAAGCACGGAAGCACUUAUCACCAAUCUUGAACAUGAACCUCACAGCAACUCAGAUGAGGGUUCUUCCGUGGAACAGACUCGUGGAGAACACCUUCGCUGGAGCUGCCGUCACUGUUUGUGACCCCAACACCAAUCGAAAUCUGUACACCUUGAGCAUGAAAAACUACUCAGCGUCGACUUGGGAAGCUGUAGCCUCCAAGUUGGCCACGUUCUACGCACGGUAUCCCCAGGCGCGCAGCUCUUCUCUUCUGUAUGAAUUCUUCCCGAAUCAAGCUAUGGCAGCCAUUCCAUUAGACGAGACUGCGUUUCCGCGAAGGGAUACCACAGCAUAUAUCAUACACGAUAGUGAGAUGGACAAUGCUCUAGCUAGGUUUGGUGAAGACAUUCGUCGAGAUGUAGCCGCAACAUCAGGGUAUCCAGAAAUCACCACCUUUGUCAAUUAUGCCCAUGGUGACGAAACGCUGGAACAGAUUUACGGAAAGGAAAAGCUACCACGCUUGGCAGCGCUGAAGAAGAUCUGGGAUCCCAAGGAAGUCUUUAGCUUCAACAAUGGCUUGCCAACCAGGUAUCCUUAA